AUUUAUUAAAGAAGUUAAUGAAUACUCCGUAAUUGAGAUGAUUUAUACUCUCUGAAAAUAAAAGCUGCGACGAUGGAGACGAGAGGACGUAUUUUUAGCACUUUAGAACCUUAAUUUGAGUUAUCUAAUCAUACAUAUACGGGAUAAUUAUUGUAAAUUUGCCUUUUCUCUAUUUUUUGUUUAAUAUUCUCCGUUCGCGUGUAUGUGUGCAUGUGUGCGUCCAUGGGAUGGAUAAAAUGCGCGUUGCAGUCACUUUGCUAGUCAGUCCAAAUUGUCCCAAUCGAGAUGGAGUUCCAAACUAUUCAACGUCCCGCAGGCUCCGAAUACCCGAAGAUCUAUAAAGAGUUCGAAGGGAAGCUGUUAAAGGAUGGCAAACGCCGGAAAUACUGGAUCCAGGAUCUCACCGAGGAGUACUUUGAGGAAGUCGUCAAGGGUUACACCGAAGGAUUCUUAUAUGACGAACCUAUGUGCAAAUAUUCAAAAUACGACAAAGAUCCAGCUUGCCUCGCCGAAUGGACCAAAUUCUGGAUGUCCUUCCUGAAAGAAAAAAUCAGUUUGAUCUGUUUGACCAAAGACGAUGAGGGCAAAACAAGAAUAGCCGGAUACAACUGCCUUCACGCAGCACAAAAAAAUGAAGAAAUUAAAGCAGAAUCCGAAGCAGUGAAGAAGUUCUUAAAAAUCUUGCAUUAUGUCUGCGAUCAGAGGGACGCUUUCGAAGAAUUCAAGAUAGAUAAGUACUUGUACGGAAUGGGGCUUUACGUGCUUCCCGAAUUCAGAGGUGAAGGUCUUGGACAAGUUAUUUUGGACACAAGACAAGAUUUGGGUAAGCUUCUUGGUUUCAAAGCCAGUCUGACUGCUUAUACUUCGUGCAUAUCCCAGAAGCAAGCCUACAGAGCCGGAUUUAAAGAUUACGUGACUAUUUCAUACGCUGAUUUGGCCAAAGUCGACAAAGAUUUUCACUUCCCCGGCAUAGAAGAGCACACCAAAGAUUUCAAGAAUAUGUAUAUGCUAUAUUAAUUAUCAUUUUAUGAUGCUAGAUUAUUUUGUAAAUAAGUUAAU
Molecule: messenger RNA, 1059 nt
Organism: Nicrophorus vespilloides
Lineage: Eukaryota; Metazoa; Arthropoda; Insecta; Coleoptera; Silphidae
Exons: 4
Coding region: 286-1017 (243 amino acids)
Molecular function (GO): N-acetyltransferase activity
Source: RefSeq, a predicted model, not a curated record